This is a messenger RNA of Chilo suppressalis (striped riceborer), 1257 nucleotides long. The record is from the annotation of a GenBank genome assembly. Lineage: Eukaryota; Metazoa; Arthropoda; Insecta; Lepidoptera; Crambidae.
AUGCGUACUUCGGAAGGCACGUUAAGCAGUCGGCCCCGGCUGCAUCUGUGGUCGUUAGCACCCAGCAAUCCGCACUGGGCCCGCAUGGUUUGUGGCACUAUGAUGAGCAACAGAAAAUGUUUAUUUAAAAUCAUAAUUUGCUUACUUAGCUUGCCCGCCGUUUUGUGUGAUAUUAAACCGCCAAUUCUGAAUCCCGGCAUACUUACACCGACAAAGACCCUCGGUGAGUGCCAAGCAUGCAAAUUGUUUGUGGAUUCUUUCAAGAAAGGUCUAGAACGCACAGCUCGAGGUAAAUAUGAAGGUGGCGAUGCAGCUUGGGAAGAGGAGAAACUUAAAAAGUCUUAUAAAAGAAGUGAAAUACGUUUAAUUGAUAUACAAGAAGGAAUAUGCAAGGAAGAGAAUGGUUAUUCAAUGCAAUGUCACAAUAUGGCUGAAAAAGCUGAGGAAUUCAUUGAGUCUUGGUGGGCACAGAAUCCAGAUGAGUCUGCAGAUUUGUUUACUUAUAUUUGUGUAGAGAGUUUAAAAACAUGUUGCCCUAAACACCAUUUUGGGAAGGACUGUACCCCAUGUCCUGGUGAUCAUGGAAACUUAUGUAAUGGCAAUGGAAAGUGUAGAGGAGAUGGAACAAGGAAAGGUAAUGGUACAUGCUUAUGUGACACUGGAUAUGCAGGAGAGAACUGUGACCAAUGCGUCACAGGUUAUUAUUUAUCAUUUAAAGAUGAUAAUAAGAUGAAAUGCUCCCCGUGUCACAGAGCCUGCAUGGGAGGGUGUCGUCAUGGCACACCGAAAGAUUGUGUUGCAUGCAAGCCAGGAUUUGUAUUUGAUUCUGACGAAGGUUGCCUUGAUAUAAAUGAAUGUGAUGAUGUGAACCGAUGCAGUAAAGACCAAUUCUGUUUGAACUCUAUUGGGUCGUUCACAUGUAUGCAAUGUGACAAGUCUUGCUCAGGAUGCCAUGGAGAUGGACCAGACAUGUGCCGUAAAUGUGCAAGUGGCUAUUCUAAAAAGGGAGAAUUUUGCAUAGCAGACAGAGAAGAUGAAGAUUCUUCUGACAAAUUAACAUUAACAAGGUACAUGACUUAUGUCGGCUUACUCAUUGCAACAGGGAUCCUCUUACCAAAAUCUACUUCUCUUGGGAGCUUCGUAGGUGCAAUGGUGUUGUCAUACAUUGUCGGUGCAGAAUACUAUUGUAUGAUAAAUGGACAUGAAGGUCUUGUUAAUUUGAAAGAAUUUGAUUUAAUGCAGCUAUUCCGUACAUAA